Molecule: messenger RNA, 384 nt
Organism: Entrophospora candida
Lineage: Eukaryota; Fungi; Glomeromycota; Glomeromycetes; Entrophosporales; Entrophosporaceae
Source: the annotation of a GenBank genome assembly
AUGCUCAUUCCAAAGAAAAGUCGUAAACUCAUCUAUGAAAGUCUUUUUAGAGAGGGAGUCUUGGUAGCAAAAAAGGAUUUCAAUGCACCUAAACAUCAAGAUAUAGAUGUACCAAAUCUACAAGUUAUAAAAGCAUGUCAAAGUCUUAAUUCGAAAGGAUAUGUGAAAACACAAUUUUCAUGGCAAUAUUAUUAUUACUCAUUGACUGAUGAAGGCAUCGAAUUUUUGAGAGAAUAUUUACACUUGCCUUCGGAAAUUGUUCCUACUACUUUCAAAAAACAAACUAGACAAGCUAAUAGAACUCGAGAAACUGAAGGAGGUGAUAGAGAUGGAGCAUAUCAAUUUAUCAGAAGCUAUGGUCGUGGUCGUGGUGGUCCUCAUUAA